ACGACGACGGUCAUCGGGCGCCACGAACACACGAUAAGCGGGUACAGCUUGUUGAAGGGAUUGGGCGACGGUGAACCGAUCGCGAGCGAUCGGUUCAUGGUGGGCGGACACGAAUGGGUGCUGUUGUUUUAUCCAGACGGUAAGCGCUCGAUGAGCGAUGGGAACGCGCCGAGCGCGCCGCAAGACGAUCCCGGACAAGGACGCGUCGUGCGGGCGUUUCACAGAUUUACCCUGGUAGAUCAAAGUGGGAACGGGCGACACAUCACGAAAGGGCGACAGCGCGAGCAAGGGGCGGUCAAAAUUUCGUGCGCGAGGCAAGACCCGCAAGCGCGCAACUGUCACGGCUAUCGUAAAUUCGUCCGCAGGUCGGUUUUGGAGGGAUCGGGGACGGGGUAUCUGCUGAACGAUGUCGUCGUGAUACGAUACGAGAUAGAGCUUGUCGUCACCAGCGGUGGGGCGCUGAACAAGAACAUGAAGUUGCUGCCGGCGGCGAGCGUCAACGUGCCCUCGUAUCCGACGAUCGGAAAACACCUCGUUCGAUUACUGCACGACCCGGACUCUGAUUUCGACUGCACCUUCGACGUCGAGGGCGAAAAGUUUAGAGCGCAUAAACUCAUCUUGUCGUCACGCUCGAGCGUGUUCGCCGCCAUGCUCCGCACAGGAGCCGCCAUGCGCGAAGGACGCGAGGGCGUGUGCACGCUUCUCGACAUAAAGCCGAGCGUGUUUCGUUUGUUGUUGCACUUCGUGUACGCAGACGAAAUCCCGCGCGAAGGCUCGGGCGUCAUCAACUUGGACGUUCCAAUGACGCAACACUUGCUCGUCGCCGCGGAUAGAUUUGACUUGAGCAGACUUCGCGCGAUGUGCGAGGCACGUUUGUGCGAAUCCGUGGACGUUGACACCGUAGCGAACACUCUCAUGCUCGCCGAGUUGAACCACGCCGACGCGCUCAAGCGCGCGUGCAUGAGCUUCAUCGCCGCCAACCUGAGCGACGUCAUGUCGACGGAGGGCUACGAAGCUAUGAACAUUUCAUGUCCGCACUUGGCUGGCGAAAUAUUAAGCUCUGUCGCAGAAAUG
Messenger RNA from Ostreococcus lucimarinus CCE9901, 1074 nucleotides. RefSeq lists its product with no specific name. The record is from RefSeq and is a predicted model, not a curated record. Gene Ontology annotation, molecular function: protein binding. The transcript has 3 exons. The annotation marks the transcript as partial. Gene Ontology annotation, biological process: protein ubiquitination. Lineage: Eukaryota; Viridiplantae; Chlorophyta; Mamiellophyceae; Mamiellales; Bathycoccaceae.